AUGGCUACCACCGAGAGCCCUGCGCGGGUUCAUGACCGAACAGGACGCCGCCACCCAUUUUCCAGUUGGAUGAAGCGGCUCGCAAACCUGAAAAACUCCGACUCUAGCACCAAUCGCUGGCCUCAUAAGCGACAUGCAACCACCAAAGGAAAGAAGGGCGACCAGGCGAACAACCCGUACCCGCUAUCGGGAACCCUCAGCCGCCCCGCUGGGGCUCAAAACCCAAGCGAGUCAUACCCGGUGGUUGAGCACGACGUUCAAGAGUCUUGCUCGCGGAGUGACCCGUCCCUUGUCUACUCAGGCUACGAGAAUGCGGUCCCUGCGACAAGUGCUAAAUCUACUGCGCCGACCGUGUCGACGAACGGCGAGACGGCGGCUUCAGACAUGGCAUAUUCCAAAGCUGGGACAUUGACGACGGGUGGUGAAGGAAUUAGUUCCCAAGGAGGAGGAGAGGGUAGCACGUUCUCGUCGCCGGCUCCUUCUGUUCGAUCCCUGACGACAACCUUGACCACUGUGCAGUCAGCAGCGCCGUCCACCCAACUAUAUCCGGCACCGAACACCCAGCCUGGCCACGCGCAUGGUGGCUCGACGCAGAGCUCGGCGAACCAACAAGUCCAGUUCUCACACCAGUUCCCGUCGUCAUCCUCGCCCGCGACUGCCGUACCUUCCCACCUUGCCCCUCAUGGACAUGCCAUGACAUACAGCACUGCAACCGCGAACAAUGCCCUGACCGACAACGCCUCCAUCCUGACGCUAGCAAGCUCCUCCAAGCGCCGCCGUCGCAACUCUCUAGAUACAAAUGCAUCUGUUCGGGCACUGGCACCAUCGUCCGUAUUCGGCGGCAGUCGCGAAAGUUUACCACUCAGUGUUCUGAGCGGUAACGUUGCGGAACCAUCCAACACCUCGGCUUUCAAUGCGCAGGGGGUGCUGAGCCGGCCGAGUAUGGUUGGGCUUGCUAGUGCCGAGCGCAUUAGUGUCUACUCGUCGUCUGGAGCUACGCCGUUGGCCAGUGGCGCUGGUGAGCGAGGCAGCUACUAUACUGCCAAACAGAGCCCUGUGGCAGCGGAUGGAGCUAGCGUCCGUAGUGGCGCGCACUCCCAUAGUCGCAAUGAUAGCACCACUGCCAGUGUUACUGGUGGUGUGGGCAGUCCUCUUGCCAUGCAAUCCGGUCGCAUCAGUCGAAGAAGCUCUGGCUGGGGGGAGAUCACCGGCGAUGAAGAGAACGACGACCAGCCGACCGCAAACAAAGAGAACGAAAGGACCGACGACGGUCCCGAUGAGUCAAGGAAAGCCUAA
Molecule: messenger RNA, 1296 nt
Organism: Penicillium alfredii
Lineage: Eukaryota; Fungi; Ascomycota; Eurotiomycetes; Eurotiales; Aspergillaceae
Exons: 2
Coding region: 1-1296 (431 amino acids)
Source: RefSeq, a predicted model, not a curated record